Messenger RNA from Sebastes umbrosus (honeycomb rockfish), 441 nucleotides. RefSeq names its product histone H2A-like. The record is from RefSeq and is a predicted model, not a curated record. Bases 15 to 401 code for a protein of 128 amino acids. The transcript has a single exon. Gene Ontology annotation, molecular function: structural constituent of chromatin; DNA binding; protein heterodimerization activity. Lineage: Eukaryota; Metazoa; Chordata; Actinopteri; Perciformes; Sebastidae. Gene Ontology annotation, cellular component: nucleosome.
GAAAACAUCUCACGAUGAGCGGAAGAGGCAAAACCGGCGGAAAGACCAGAGCUAAGGCAAAGACCCGCUCUUCCCGUGCUGGGCUCCAGUUCCCAGUCGGUCGUGUUCACAGGCAUCUGCGUAAAGGAAACUAUGCGCAGCGUGUGGGUGCCGGCGCCCCCGUCUACCUGGCGGCUGUGCUGGAGUACCUGACCGCUGAGAUCCUGGAGUUGGCUGGAAACGCUGCCCGCGACAACAAGAAGACCCGUAUCAUCCCCCGUCACCUGCAGCUGGCUGUCCGCAACGACGAGGAGCUCAACAAGCUGCUGGGCGGAGUGACCAUCGCUCAGGGCGGCGUGCUGCCCAACAUCCAGGCUGUUCUGCUGCCCAAGAAGACCGAGAAGGCCGCCAAGUCCAAGUAAAGCUGGAGACUCGCUGACUGCUGGAAACCAGCCCCCAAAA